Ruditapes philippinarum (Manila clam) is the source of this 1928-nucleotide messenger RNA. Its product is annotated as ankyrin-1-like. Lineage: Eukaryota; Metazoa; Mollusca; Bivalvia; Venerida; Veneridae. The record is from RefSeq and is a predicted model, not a curated record. The coding region runs from base 133 to 1377 and encodes 414 amino acids. Gene Ontology annotation, biological process: intracellular signal transduction. Gene Ontology annotation, molecular function: protein binding. The transcript has 2 exons.
CUUUCAGUUGUUAAGCACUUUUCAACAAAUUUCGGACAAAGCAGGGGAGAGAAAUCUUAAAAAUUACCAACAAACAGGCCUAAAUGAAUUUUUGUAUUUUUCUAUGAAUGUAUACUAUGAAGUAACCAGAGUAUGUCUGGCAGAUCUGCAAAUGAUUUACGGUUAGAGAUCAGUGAUGAAGGAGAAGAGAUUUGUGACAUAUACAAGGAGCAUAUGCUUCUGUUGGAUGCGAUUAAAAACCACAACUGUGCCUUGGUACAUGAUCUUGUGCAUAAUCACGGUCUUUCACCAGACUUCAAUGUAAACGGGUACUCACCUAUCUGUGUAGCAGCUCAGUAUGGUUUUGUUGACAUUUUGGACAUUCUAGUUGAGGGUGGAUGUAGCUUAAUAACGGAAAAUUCUGAUACCUGGAAGCGCCAGGCAGUUCAUGUAGCAGCAUCUAAAGGUCAGAAUGAAUUUGUAAAGAGAUUGGUAAGUUAUGGAGCCGAUAUUAACAGUCGUGACAGCGAUCAAAGAACGCCACUUCAUUGGGCGGCAACUUACGGCAAUGCAGAUAUGGCAGAGUUUCUUAUCUCGGAAGGUGCGGCAGUGAAUAUUGCGCAAAGUGACGGCUUUACAUCACUUCAUGCCGCAACCUGUCUUGGUCAUAAUCAUGUUGUUAAGGUACUUCUGAAUCAUGGUGCCGAAUUGAAUCGGACAGAUAGGGAUGGAUGGUCCGCAUUCCACACCGCUGUCUGUUACGGACAUACAGAAGUAGUCAAAUCUUUAUUAGAUGCGGGAGCUUCGUUAACAAAGUUAACAAGCGAUGAAGAAAACGUUGUCCACAUAGCAGCAAGUAGUGGAAAAAUUGACGUUCUACGUCUGCUUUUGGAGAAAAAAAUGAAUUUAAAUGAUAUGAACGUGAACGGCAAUACCGCCUUUUAUUUAUCAGUGUACUAUAAUGAGCUAAAUAUGACAAAAUUCCUUAUAAAAGUUGGGGCUGAUAUGAGUUUACCAAGAGGUCCAAAGAAGUCACCUUUAUACCUAGCUGCCAUGAGGAGUAAUAUUGAUGUUAUAUCUCUAUUUUUGGCAGCAGACUAUAACUUCAGCUGCGAAGAAUGGAUUUUACAAAAGGAUUUCCCUCAGGUUCUUUUGAAACUUCCUAAGUUGUGUAAUCUCUUAUAUCGGAAAGCAUCAAAUACGCAAACAUUGAAGGAUUUAUGUAGGUCUUGUAUACGAAGGUCUGUUAAGUAUGAUUUAAAUUUUGAAGCUCGGAUAAAACAACUGCAUUUACCCGUGCUUCUUCAGGACUUCAUUUCAUAUCAAGGUCUGGACAAUUUUGUAGAGUCACUAAAUGAGUUUUUGAAAAAAGUUGCAUCAGAAACGAGUCUCACUUAACAUAUAUUUAUACUUCAAUAGGGAUUGAUUUACCUUAGAUAUGUGUUGAUUGUAACUUUGUUUUUAGCUCACCUGAGCACAAAGAGUGAUCAAGAGUGAGUUUUUGUGAUCAAUGUGCGUUUGUCGUGCGUCCUUCAAAAAAUGGCGACCACGUUAACCUUUAAAACAAUAUCUCCUACUAAACCAAUAAGCCAAUUUUGUUAAAACUGAGGAGGAAUGUUCUUGGCAUGAAACUCUUUAAAAAUUGUUCAAAGACUUCCAUUUCUUGCUAAAUUUUGGUUGACAUGGCAACCAAAAGAUAAAACUUAAAAAAUAUUCUUGUAAAAAAAGAACAGUUAGACCUUACGUGUUUAGCAUGGAACAUGUUCUAUGUCUACCAAAUUUAGGGGAUCAUUGGUUUUCCUUAUAUGUAUGACUGUACAUGUAGUAAAAACCCUCUUGUAUUAGACAAAAGAGCUAGAACUUAUAUAUUUAGCAUGAAACAUUUUCUAGUGGGUGUCAAACAAGUUUGUUCAAAUAAAAGUCCUUGUAGCCACCCCAGCUAAAAUUUC